Ipomoea nil (Japanese morning glory) is the source of this 592-nucleotide messenger RNA. RefSeq lists its product as uncharacterized. The transcript has 4 exons. NCBI's taxonomy places the organism in Eukaryota, Viridiplantae, Streptophyta, Magnoliopsida, Solanales, Convolvulaceae. The record is from RefSeq and is a predicted model, not a curated record. Bases 1 to 582 code for a protein of 193 amino acids.
AUGGCGAACGUAGUGCCUAAAUCCUCCAUACUUGCACAUGUACCGGCACCUCCACGCAAUGCGUCGCCCUCGGGGUUGUGGUGGGCGCUUCUUGAACACGGGGAACAAUCAUCAAAUGGCUAUUUACUUACAUGUUUACCUUUUGGCCAGAAAAACGAAAGAAAGAAAAAAUUGUUUCUAACAUUGUUUAUUGUAGCUGCUGUUAGUGAGCAAUCAUCAAAUGGCUAUUUACUUAUUGCAACUAGUGGAGGUCUCAACCAACAAAGAACUGGAAUAACUGAUGCAGUUAUGGUUUCACGGAUCCUGAAUGCCACAUUAGUUGUGCCCGAGUUGGAUCAACAUUCAUUCUGGAAGAACGAUAGUGAUUUUCUCGACAUAUUUGAUGUGAACUUGUUUAUCCAGUACCUGGCGAAGGAUGUCAUGCUUGUCAAAAGAGUCCCGGAGAAGGUCAUGACAUCAAUGGAGAAACCCCCGUAUACAAUGCGUGUUCCAAGGAAGUCAGAACCGGAUUACUAUUUGGGCCAAAUACUGCCAGUACUCCAGCGAAGACGUGUAUGUAGGCGAGCUCGUUUCUGCUAUUAGUUCUUUUCCA